Drepanopeziza brunnea f. sp. 'multigermtubi' MB_m1 is the source of this 1641-nucleotide messenger RNA. RefSeq lists its product as uncharacterized. NCBI's taxonomy places the organism in Eukaryota, Fungi, Ascomycota, Leotiomycetes, Helotiales, Drepanopezizaceae. Gene Ontology annotation, molecular function: isocitrate lyase activity. Gene Ontology annotation, biological process: carboxylic acid metabolic process. The record is from RefSeq and is a predicted model, not a curated record.
AUGUCCGGCAAGAUGAACCUCCCAGCCGUGGAUGUCAACACCGAGGAGAAGCAGUACCUGGAUGAGGUGGCAGCUGUCAAGCAGUGGUGGAACGACUCGAGAUGGAGAUACACCAAAAGAGCCUUCACAGCCGAGCAGAUCGUGGCCAAGCGAGGAAACUUGAAGAUCGAGUAUCCCAGCAACGCCCAAUCGAAGAAGUUAUGGAAUAUCCUCGAAGGGAGAUUCAAGACCCAAGACGCAAGCUUCACAUACGGAUGUCUGGAGCCGACCAUGUUGACCCAGAUGGCAAAAUAUCUCGACACCGUCUACGUCUCCGGCUGGCAAUCAUCCUCCACCGCCCCAGCGUCGGACGAGCCAGGUCCAGAUCUGGCAGAUUACCCAUAUACCACCGUCCCAAACAAAGUCUCCCAUCUCUUCAUGGCCCAGCUAUUCCACGACCGCAAGCAGCGGGAGGAGCGCGUAACCACCAAGUCGAAAGCCGAGCGCGCUAAGCUGGCCAACAUUGACUACCUGCGCCCCAUCAUCGCAGAUGCAGACACCGGACACGGAGGGUUGACCGCUGUCAUGAAGCUCACCAAGCUCUUCAUCGAGAAGGGAGCGGCUGGUAUCCACAUUGAGGACCAGGCUCCUGGAACGAAGAAGUGCGGACAUAUGGCUGGAAAGGUCUUGGUGCCGAUUAGCGAGCACAUCAACCGUCUGGUCGCUAUUCGAGCACAGGCUGAUAUCAUGGGAACCGACCUCCUGGCCAUCGCCCGUACAGACGCCGAGGCCGCAACCCUCAUCACCACCACCAUCGACCCCCGUGACCACGCCUACAUCCUAGGUUCCACGAACCCCAAUCUCCAGCCGCUCAACGACCUCAUGAUCGCUGCCGAGCGCGCCGGCAAGAAUGGUGCCGAGCUGCAGGCCAUCGAAGACGCCUGGACCGCUCAAGCCGGCCUGAAGCUCUUCAACGACGCCGUCGUCGAUACCAUCUCGGCCGGCGUGCACGUCAAUAAGAAGGAGCUCUCGGCGCAGUUCCUGUCGGCCGUCAAGGGCAAGUCCAAUACCGAGGCGCGGGCCAUCGCCAAAGGCAUCAUCGGUGUCGACGUCCCGUGGAACUGGGACGCGCCCCGAACGCGUGAGGGCUACUACCGGCUCCAGGGCGGCUGCGAGUGCGCCAUCAACCGCGCGUUGGCGUACGCGCCUUACUGCGACGCCAUCUGGAUGGAGAGCAAACUGCCGGACUACGCCCAGGCGGCGCAGUUCGCCAAGGGCGUGCAUGCCGUUUUCCCGGAGCAGAAGCUCGCGUACAACCUCUCGCCGUCUUUCAACUGGAAGACGGCUAUGCCGCGCGCCGAGCAGGAGACGUACAUCCAGCGCCUGUCCAAGCUGGGCUACUGCUGGCAGUUCAUCACGCUGGCCGGCCUGCACACCACGGCCCUGAUCUCGGACCAGUUCGCCAAGGCGUACAGCAAGCAGGGCAUGCGCGCGUACGGCGAGCUAGUGCAGGAGCCCGAGAUGGACGGCGGCGUGGAUGUCGUGAAGCAUCAGAAGUGGUCCGGGGCCAACUAUGUCGAUGAGUUGCUGAAGAUGGUGCAGGGAGGUGUGAGCAGCACGAGUGCAAUGGGCAAGGGCGUGACGGAGGACCAGUUCCAUUAG